Angiostrongylus costaricensis is the source of this 1026-nucleotide messenger RNA. The record is from the annotation of a GenBank genome assembly. NCBI's taxonomy places the organism in Eukaryota, Metazoa, Nematoda, Chromadorea, Rhabditida, Metastrongylidae.
AUGAGCGACUAUGUUGAUGAGAUGGGCGAGGAUUCAGCAGAGGUUUCCGACAUGCACUAUGCUAAAGGAGUAAUGACAAUCGUUUACAUUGUGGUCUUUCUUACCGGAACACCUGGAAACCUCUGGAUUAUUUUUAAACUAAUACAAACCAAGCUUCUUAGCACUGCUUCGACAGGUCUGAGUACUUCGCAACGGUGUCGGAUCUACGUCUUCGCUUUGGCUUGUUCCGAUCUCGCACUUUUGCUCACGCUUCCACUCACUGCCAGUUACAACUAUAAAGGAACUUGGAUUUUCGGCGAAUUUAUGUGUUAUACUCAUCUAACAAUCGAAAUUGUUGCCAAGUUAUUUUCGGUGGUUCUACUAACGGUGAUGAGCCUCGAGCGUUACUUCAUCGUUUGUACAAGACUGCGAUCUGCUUGUGAUUCAUGGAUGACAAGCGUGCCGUUGGUCGUCGGCACUUUGCUCUGCGUAGUUGUACCGUCUACAUUCCACUUUUUCUUUAUCAUUCAUCAUCAGUUUACGAUACCUGGGAUGGAACAUAUUACGGUAUGCAUUCCGAAUAUGGACGACCAUGUUUUCAACAUGUAUGCACAGUACACGUUCGUCGUCGGCUUCGUGGUCCCGUUUUUCUUGAUGACCGUCUGCUAUAUUCUCCUUGUUCGUCACGUUAGAGCUAAAUUCAAGAGCAGAAAAGCAGUGAGUUCACCAAAAGUUUUCCGGGAGCCACGGUACAUCAACGAGAUGCGGAAGUCGAUUUGGCGAAUCGCCAUCUUCCACUUUGUCUGUUGGGCACCGUUUUGGGCGUUCGCCAUUGUUCCGCAUUAUAUUUCCCAAUUCUGGGGGCAUGCUUUCCUCGGAAAACUUCCUGGAUGGUAUAUCUACUGUCGUUUAUUCGCCAAUUGUCUACCGUAUAUAAAUGCUGCUGGGAACUGGGUACUGUACGCAGUGUUAAAUAACGAUGUUCGAAAGCAUAUCUACAACAGACCACAUCAACGAUUUCAUUUGCUGUCACCUUCUACCAUUUAG